This is a messenger RNA of Anolis carolinensis (green anole), 1074 nucleotides long. RefSeq names its product CD8 subunit beta. NCBI's taxonomy places the organism in Eukaryota, Metazoa, Chordata, Lepidosauria, Squamata, Anolidae. Bases 95 to 802 code for a protein of 235 amino acids. The transcript has 4 exons. Gene Ontology annotation, biological process: immune response; immunoglobulin production. The record is from RefSeq and is a predicted model, not a curated record.
UCCCCUCUUGGAUCCUCAUCACAGUAAAGAUAGGCACCCUUUUAACAUUUUCUGGGAAAUAAGAGAAAAUAAUUGUUGUAUUAACACUGGAAUCAUGUUACAAUUAACUUUGAUGUGUCUCAUAUUGAAUAUCUUUAAAGAGUCAAGUGGGGACAUUGUUGUCACUCAGACCCCGGCCUCUUUGCAGAAAAAUCCUGGAGACAGAGUCGACAUUCAGUGCAAGACUUCCUCUACAGUCAGCACUUACAUGAACUUUUACAAGUUGAUACCAGGACAAAAACCCAAGCUACUGAUUUAUUAUGUUACCAGCCGUUUUGAAGGAACCCCAGAUCGCUUCAGUGGAAGUGGAAGUGGCACUGACUUCACUUUCACUAUCAGUGUUGUGUGUCCUGAUGAUGAAGGGGAGUAUUACUGUGGCCAAGGCUAUGACUACCCUCUCACUUUUGGAGCGCCAACCAAGUUAAUAGUGAAACAGAGAGAUGAUGCCGCCCCUUCGGCAUCCAUUUUUCCACCCUCGCAGGAGCAACUUAAAACCAACUCAGCGACUAUGGCAUGUCUGGUCACUGGCUUCUAUCCGAGUGAUCUGAACGUGGCCUGGAAAGCAGACGGCAAAGCUGUCACUGGGGAUGUUCAAACCAGUUCAGCGGCAAGUGAAGCGGACAAGACCUACAAACUGAGCAGCACCCUGACACUCUCCAGAGAUGAAUAUAAUUCUCAUGACACAUAUGAUUGUGAAGUGACACACAAAACGUUAACCAAGCCUCUUGUAAAGAGCUUCAGGCGAUCUGAGUGUCCUUCAUAGGACAUGAUGCAUAAAAUCCUCCGCAAUGCAAUGUAACUUCCAUUUUCUCACUAGAUCCAUUUUCGGCUAUAAAACAACUGUAGUAGACGUUUUCUCCCAGUAUAAUGCAUGAAUGAAAUAUUUCAUGUUCUUUUCGUAUUUCAUAAUCUUCAAGAGUUCAUAUUCUGUUCUUUCACUGUAAUACAUGAUCUAACAUCAUCCCUUUCUUUUCCCUGUGUUAUUAGUGAAAAAUGACACAAAUUUAUUAAUAAAGGCAUUUGUUUUAAAAACCA